Lingula anatina is the source of this 2578-nucleotide messenger RNA. RefSeq lists its product as uncharacterized. The record is from RefSeq and is a predicted model, not a curated record. Lineage: Eukaryota; Metazoa; Brachiopoda; Lingulata; Lingulida; Lingulidae.
AUGAUAUAUCAAAAAAAUCUCGUUCGCUGUUUUUAGUAACCAAGAGAAGCCGCAAUGGCGGCCAGUUGAAAUAUUUCAGCUUCGCGUAUUUUAGUACAAACAUUCCAUUCUCAUAAGUGUAUGUAUUAAUAUAAAAGCAGUAGAAUGGGAUCGGGAGCAAGUUCUGGUGUUAGGGAAAUACGAAUAGACCAGGAGAGUGAAAAAUAUGAGAGAUAUGACAGACCCCGGAGUAACAGGGAAGGCAAGGAAAGACGUGCGUACAUGAUGGACAGGGAGUUGGCAGUGCUACAAGCAGAUUUGGCAAAAUGCAGACAAGCAAUGGCUGUUGCUGAAGAGAAAGCAUCUUCUUCAGAGGCAGAAGCCAGGGAGUUGGAAAAACAGAUGUCUACCUUGGAGAGUACCAACCUAGAUUUAUUGGAAAGGAUACAACAACUGGAGGAAAAGAUAGAGAGUUUGCAUGCUCAGAAGUGGGAAGAUAAAUCAGAGGAAUGUAAUGAAACAUUGAAGGCUAAGGAUCAGUAUAUAGAGAAACUGGAAAAACAGACAAACACCAUAAAUGCUGAGAUUGAGAAAAUGAAAAUAAGAUUCAAGAAAAAGCUUCGUGUGGCUCAUGCUAAACUAGCAGAAAACAAACAGGAAUCCACACUGAAAAUGUUUGAAUUGAAGGAUGAAAUUGCCAAAAUGACUGAGGAGAAGGCAAAAUUAAUAGAACGUCUAAAUAGAGCCCAAUCUGCUGUAACACAGGACAAGGAAAGAAAUGUAACUGGGAAUGCAGAUGAAGCAGAGAGUGAGGAAUGGGAAGACAGCAGAAUGAAAAUUAUACUUGAACUUUCUAAUCAGGUCUCAGAGCAAGACCUGAAGAUUCAAGACCUUCAAAGAAAAUUGUCAGAAAAAGACAAACUGGUCCAGGAUCUUUCUGCACGAGUUAAAGAAUUGGAGGCUGGUGCCAAAUCUCAGGUAAAAGUGAAUGGUAGUGGUGCAGCUCAUACUGAAGUUGAUCAGACAUCAGCGGAUAUCUUGGAGUUAAGAGAAAUUGCAAGAGAAAUGAAAAAACUCAAGAAAACAACAAAAAACUCUAGCAAAACUCCUGACAAAUAUGAGGAUACUCUGUCCUAUACAAGUAGGGAUUCUGACCUUAACAAGGAAGGGAGUAUGAAACAUGUAAUGGGAAGUUAUAAUCCAAAUAAUAAAGAUACUAGUCUUGAUCUCAGAAAAUCUCAAAAUGGAGUGAAAGCAGAACUGCCUUUAACAGAAAAUGUUCUAGUUUCCCAUGUUCAUAAAGAUAGUGACACUGAACCAUCCUCUAGGGCUUCUAGUGCAAGAACCAAAAGGAGAACAAAGAAAAUAGAGUCCUUAAAAAGCAGAACUUCAUUGAAGUCUGAUGAGGCUUGCAAUACUGAUACUAGUAGACCUGCUAGCAACAAUUCACAGAAAUAUUCUUUUUUUAAAAAUAGAACUGCACCCUCCUCAGCAACCAGUAAAUCCUCAAAAAACUCUGAGCUUGAUAAAGAAUCUGACAUUGAUAGUUUUGAUGAUGAAGAUGUUUGGGAAAACAGCAGAAAAUCAAAGACCUCACACACAAUGAAUAGGUCUGCAUCUGGAAAAUUUAGGACAAAAGGUUCAAAUGGGAAAUCAGAACUGUUUCUUGCACCAUACCAAGGCCAUGAAGAUGCAGCCAGUAUGUGUAAUUUAUAUACUAUGGAAGGCGAAGUUAUUUUGGAUCCAUCUACUUCUGGUACACCUGUAUCCCAAACACUGUUUGCAGUGCCUACUUAGAGUUUAAAGAAGUAUUGAAGUAUUAUUAACUGCAUGGUGCUUUCACAUACAAUUUACCAGAACAAUUUGAUGAGAACACAUUUUCUCCAACCUAGACAAUCCAUGGUGUUUCUAAGUCUUUUGGCAAAAUUAUUUGUAUAGCUUCCCCAGCCAUUAUGUGAUUUGGUUAAAUUUGCUGUAUAUUUAAUGACUGAUGUAUAAUUUGUAACAUUUGGUAUUUGUGUAUUUGAGUCUGAGGGGCAGUCCUAAGUAUUUUCUUGGCUUAUACUUGCAAAAUGUCUAAGAGACCCUUUAAAUUAAAUUUUGCACAAUUCAUUAAUGUUAUGAACCACAGGUCCUUUCAUCUAUAUAUAUGAAAUGCCUUGAUGUAAUUAAAGCAAAACAGGGCAUACUCUGGAUAUUUAGAAUUCCUGACUAUCACAAGAUUAAUGGCACAUUCUUCUUAUCAUAAUUGUUAUCUGUUUUUGAGAUUUUAUUUUCUAAAUUGUUGCAUAUUAUGUCUCAUCAUUUGUAUCAAAAGUGCAAUACAUGCUGUGAAUAACAAACUAUACUUAUGUAAUGCUAGACCAUGGUAUCAUUGGUAUAUAGUAAGAAAAACAAUUGCAAUAUUUAGAAUAUCUUUAAAGCUGACCAUUAGUUACAAUGUCCUUUAUUUUUCAAACACAGAAACAAACAUACACAGAAAAAAUCCACUCAUUGUGAGCUAUGGGUAAGUUGGUAACAUUGCCCAGGACUGCAUUAAUUUUUUUUGUAUGUGUUCAGAAUACAUCACAAUUUCCUUUUCAAAUGUUAAAUAAAGAUA